CCAAACGAGAACACAAUAAAAGAAAACAAUAAAAGAAAACAAUAGUAAUAAUAAUGAUGACAACAGCAACAACAACAACAACACACUUCGGAACUAAACUACGCCCCAUUGAUGAGGCCACCAGUCUGGCAUUGGCAUGUGCAUACAUAGUACAUAGUAGUAGUCCCCAAGAAGAUGAAGAGCUAAGAUUGGCUGUAAUAGCUCUAAGCAACGGUUAUGACGGCUCGCGGCUGAUGGAGGCUUGGGAGUGGAUGUAAGACUUUUCCUAAUUUGGUAACAGGGAAUCUCUCUUAUCCCGCUUUUUUCUUAUUCCUUAAGAGAGUAGGUGAAGACGAAGACGAAGAAUAAGAAUAAGAAGAACCCCGUUAAGUAUAACUAAACCCCAACACGUCAUUGAUCAACUCUCUUCUUCUUUUUCUUCUUCUUAUUAUUAACCAUCGUUUCUUAUUUUCUUACUUGUUUUCUCUUCUUCCCGUAAAGAGAGAAAGAAAGUCUUCUCUUCGAAUUUGAUAUACAUCCCCCCCGGGGCUCCUUUAAGGAAAGACUAUGCAUAUCCUUCCUUUGCCCCUACUCUCGCUUAUCUCGGCGGUCCUCGCGUCGCCAACCGGAAAUAGCGAUGGCUCUCCCUAUUCGGCCGUCGAAGUUCGAGAUAUUUUGAUAGGCCGUGCAUCUCCGGAUAACCCGUCCGGUAGCUACGCGCCCGCUAUCGUCGACUGCCCGCGUCAACGGCCGACCAUCCGAAAUGCCGGUUCUCUUUCUCAGUCAGAGCGAGAUUGGUUACAGAACCGCAGAGCUAAAACUAUCGAUCCCAUGCUGAAAUUUUUGAAGCUGGCAAACUUAACUGAUUUCGAUGCCGUCAGCUAUGUUUCUUCUAACUCCAAGAACUUUUCCAUUGUGCCUAACAUCGGCAUUGCCGUCUCAGGCGGUGGCUACCGUGCUCUUAUGAAUGGAGCCGGUUUCGUUGCCGCAGCUGACAGCCGUACUCCGGGUUCAACUGAUGCUGGUGGUAUCGGCGGUCUUCUACAGAGUGCCACGUACCUAGCAGGUCUGUCGGGUGGCGGAUGGUUGGUUGGCUCCAUCUUCGCCAACAACUUUUCUAGUGUCGUCCAGCUUCGUGACGGCUACGAAGGCUCUAACCUAUGGCAGUUCUCUAAUAACAUCUUCACGGGGCCUAAAGGCAAGGGCAUUUCCGUCUUCAACACUGUCGGAUAUUGGGAUGAUGUUAAGGACCAGGUCGAUGCUAAGAGGGAUGCCGGAUAUGAUGCUUCUAUCACCGAUUAUUGGGGGCGGGCUCUUUCGUAUCAGUUGAUUAACGCGCCAGAUGGCGGGCCGGCGUAUACCUUUUCGUCCAUCGCUGACACCCCUAACUUUUCCUCCGCCGAUACUCCCAUGCCGAUCCUAGUAGGCGAUGAGCGUAGACCGAACACCCAAGUAGUCUCUUUAAACUCGACAGUUAUCGAGUUUAACCCCUGGGAGAUCGGAUCGCAUGACCCGACUAUCUUUGGCUUCGCUCCUACUCGUUAUGUCGGUUCUAACUUUACUGGCGGUGUCGUGCCCAACAACGGCCGCUGCGUCCGCGGAUUUGACGCGUUUAGUUUUGUCAUGGGAACUAGUAGCUCGCUUUUCAACGGUUUUCUGUUACAGAAUCUUACGUCCCCGGAUGUGCCUAAGGUCGUAACCGAUGCGCUCAGAUCUAUAGCAACUAGUAUCGGCAAUGACAACAACGAUAUCGCCGCUUGGACCCCGAACCCCUUCUACGGCUACCACAAUGCCACCAACGCCAACCACGGCGAUAAGCAGCUGACUCUCGUCGACGGCGGCAUGGACUUGCAGAACAUUCCGCUGCACCCCCUGAUCCAGCCGGUGCGCAAUGUCGACGUUAUCUUUGCGGUUGACUCGUCUGCCGACACCGAGACCAGCUUCCCGAACGGUACCGCGCUGCGUGCCACCUAUGAGCGCAGCAAGACGGAAAUCUCCAACGGAACCGCCUUCCCCGCCGUCCCGGAUGCCGAGACCUUCAUCAACCUAGGCUUGAACAAGAAGCCGACCUUCUUCGGCUGCAAUACGACCGAGUUCGCCAACGCGAACCACAUCCCGCCCCUAGUCGUGUACAUGCCCAACGCCCCGUACACCUUCCACAGCAACGUGUCGACGUUCGACCCGCAGUACUCGGACGAGGAGCGCAACUCGAUCAUCAAGAACGGCUACAACGUGGCGACGAUGGGCAACGGCACCCUCGACGCGCAGUGGCCGGCGUGCGUCGCCUGCGCCGUCCUGCGCCGCAGCCUCGAGCGCACCAGCACGAGCUUCAGCGCCACCUGCCAGGCGUGCUUCUCCCGCUACUGCUGGAACGGCACCACCGACAGCCGGCCCGUCGGCGUCUACAGCCCCGAGUCCAUCCUCGCGCUCGACCAGAGCAGCUUCGCCCUCAGCGCCAAGGGCCGCGCCGCGACGGGCUUGGCCUACGGCGUCUUUGGAAUCGUCGCUGUUGUUCUUGCAUUAUAAGCUACCUAAGCUACCUGAUGUAAGCUAAACUAGGGGGGGCUAGGAGACUAAGGACUAAGGAUUAGGUAUAACUGAAUUCAGGAUACGAAAGGGGAGGACUAAGCAUUGUUCUUGAAUUCAAAUUCCUCUAAGCUUAUUUACUUCUAUUACGUUUUUUUUUCCUUCUUUGGUAGACGAGGCUUGGAAAAUUUCCUACUAUAAGCAGGGUUAUAUUAAGACAUGACAAGGCAAAACAGGGCGAUACAAGACAUAUAGGCGUACCUAGUAAAGGAGACAAUAGUUAAUAGGUUAGGCAGAAUUGUCUGUCUGUAUAGAUGGCGGGAACACCAUAUCCCCAUCGUCUAGUAUAGAGAGAGAAAGAGGAGAGUCGAUUCUUCAUUUUCUGAAUAUCAACAAAAUAUUUUUUACU
Daldinia caldariorum is the source of this 2914-nucleotide messenger RNA. RefSeq names its product lysophospholipase catalytic domain-containing protein. Gene Ontology annotation, molecular function: A2-type glycerophospholipase activity. The transcript is spliced from 2 exons. NCBI's taxonomy places the organism in Eukaryota, Fungi, Ascomycota, Sordariomycetes, Xylariales, Hypoxylaceae. The record is from RefSeq and is a predicted model, not a curated record. Gene Ontology annotation, cellular component: cytosol; intracellular membrane-bounded organelle. The coding region runs from base 547 to 2505 and encodes 652 amino acids. Gene Ontology annotation, biological process: glycerophospholipid catabolic process.